CUCCCGCUCCCGCCGCCGCGGGGUCGGGGCGGACCAUGCGCCCGAGCAGCCCGCCGGCCCGCUGGCUGUGCGUGCUGGCCAGCGCCCUCGCCUGCGCCCUGGGCCCCGCGGGCGGCCAGGCGACCAACCUGCAGUGGGAGGAGGAAUGUUACCAUCUGCGGAUGAUUGAGGAGCAGCACAAGAAGUGCCUGGAGGAGGCACAGCUGGAGAAUAACACAGCAGGCUGUAGCAAGAUGUGGGACAACCUCACCUGCUGGCCAGCCACCCCUCCAGGCCAGGUGGUCGUCUUGGCCUGCCCCCUUAUCUUUAACUUCUUUUCACCAAUUCGAGGCCGCAACGUGAGCCGGAGCUGCACCAACGAGGGCUGGACGCACUUGGAGCCUGGCCCCUACCCCUUUGCCUGUGGCCUGGAUGACAAGACAUCAGAUGUGGACCAGCAGCAGCAGUCAAUGUUCUACAGCUCUGUGAAGACCGGCUACACCAUCGGCUACAGCCUGUCCCUCGCCACCCUUCUGGUUGCCACGUCCAUCUUGAGCCUGUUCAGGAAGCUCCACUGCACGCGGAAUUACAUCCACAUGCACCUCUUCAUAUCCUUCAUCCUGAGGGCCGCCUCUGUCUUCAUCAAAGACUUGACCCUCUUCAACAGCGAGGAGCUGGACUAUUGCACGAAGGGCUCGGUGAGCUGUAAGGCAGCCAUGGUCUUUUUCCAGUACUGUGUGAUGGCCAACUUCUUCUGGCUGCUGGUGGAGGGCCUCUACCUGCACACACUGCUUGCCGUCUCCUUCUUCUCUGAGCGGAAGUACUUCUGGGGGUACAUACUCAUCGGCUGGGGGGUGCCCAGCACAUUCACCAUGGUGUGGACCAUCAUCAUGAUCCGUUUUGAAGAUUAUGGAUGCUGGGACACCAUCAACUCCUCAUUGUGGUGGAUCAUAAAGGCCCCCAUCCUCACCUCCAUCUUGGUGAACUUUAUCCUAUUUAUUCGCAUCAUCCGAAUCCUAGUUCAGAAACUUCGGUCUCCAAAUGUUGGGAAGAGUGACAGCAGCCCAUACUCGAGGCUGGCCAAGUCCACCCUUCUGCUGAUCCCCCUGUUUGGAGUACACUACAUCAUGUUCGCCUUCUUUCCCAGCAACUUUAAAGCUGAGGUGAAAAUGGUCUUUGAGCUCAUCGUGGGGUCUUUCCAGGGUUUUGUGGUGGCCAUCCUCUACUGCUUCCUCAAUGGCGAGGUGCAGGCCGAGCUGCGGCGGAAGUGGCGGCGCUGGCACCUGCAGGGCAUCCUGGGCUCCGACGCCAAGUACCAGCACCCCUCGGGAGGCAGCAACGGGGCCACGUGCAGCACGCAGGUGUCCAUGCUGACCCGCGUCAGCCCCGGCGCGCGCCGCUCCUCCAGCUUCCAGGCCGAGGUCUCCCUGGUCUGACCGCCAGGCGCCCCGCGGCCCAGCGCGGCCCCGCCCGCGCACCACCCACCACCCCGGCGCCCCGGG
This is a messenger RNA of Canis lupus familiaris (dog), 1481 nucleotides long. RefSeq names its product vasoactive intestinal peptide receptor 1 (gene VIPR1). The record is from RefSeq and is a predicted model, not a curated record. Bases 36 to 1415 code for a protein of 459 amino acids. The transcript has 13 exons. Gene Ontology annotation, cellular component: plasma membrane. Gene Ontology annotation, biological process: cell surface receptor signaling pathway; adenylate cyclase-modulating G protein-coupled receptor signaling pathway. NCBI's taxonomy places the organism in Eukaryota, Metazoa, Chordata, Mammalia, Carnivora, Canidae. Gene Ontology annotation, molecular function: vasoactive intestinal polypeptide receptor activity; G protein-coupled peptide receptor activity; peptide hormone binding.